CAUUGAUGAGUGAGAAGUUCAGUUCGAGUAAGCGGAGUGUUCAGUUUACAAAUUUACACGUCUGGAUUUACGAGAGUUUGCACUUGCACCAGUGUGUAAAAUCACUUUUCAUUGAAAAAGUUUCAUUCAUAGCGUGAGAGGCGUGUAUUCAUUGAAUAUCAACAAGCUUAGAGACCUCAACGAUCCCAAAUGGCUUAUCAAGGUGGAUAUCCAGGGCAGCAGUACGGAGGUUACGGGCAACAGCAGCCGGGCGGUUACCCUGGCCAAUAUGGAGGGUAUGCGCCUCCGCCCCAACAAGCUGCCGUCAGUCCCGAAAUUCAAAACAUUUUCCGCAACGUCGACAAGGACAAUUCCGGGAAGAUCAAUAGUCUGGAAUUGCAAGCUGCCUUGAUCAAUGGUCGGGGUGAUCAUUUCUCCGAUACCGCUUGCAACAUGAUGAUCGGAAUGUUUGAUCGUGACCGGAGUGGAACGAUCGACAUCUACGAGUUUGAGAAGCUGUACAACUACAUCAACCAAUGGUUGCAGAUCUUCAAGACCUACGACCGGGAUGCAUCCGGACACAUCGAGGAGGCGGAACUGUCGCAAGCCCUGACCCAAAUGGGAUUCCGCUUUUCGCCACAGUUCAUCCAAUUCCUGAUCGUGAAAAACGACCCAGUGCAUCGGAAGGACAUCUCCGUUGAUCAAUUCAUAGUGACUUGCGUACAGAUCCAACGUUUCACCGAGGCGUUCCGCGCCAGGGACACGGAACAGAAGGGAGUAAUCACGAUUGGAUUUGAAGAUUUUCUGAACGUCGCCCUGACCACCACAUCUUAAAACCGGGAUGGGACCGACGGUUGGUCGACGAAGGCAUAUUCGAAAACACCCACUAUUAAGUUUAAAACGCUAUUAAAUCAACACUAUUGGAUCUGACCAGAUCAGGAGUUUCCAACGACACAUCAUCGCUGGCAUUCACGUAAAAAUAGUAUUGCAGAAGGCUACUUCCCGGUUAUCGCGGAAAAUUGUACACACUAUACGAGUUAAUUUUCUUCUACUUUGACUAUACAUAUAUUUAUUUAGAACAAAGCAUUUUAGCAUGUUCCAUUAUGUGCGCUCUGUAACGAGAUUCACGCAGCUUGAAGAAGUGCGAAGUGAAGGUUAUUUUGGUAAUAAAUCUGAACGGUAGGUAUACAAA
This is a messenger RNA of Aedes albopictus (Asian tiger mosquito), 1171 nucleotides long. It is a transcript of the gene Pef, whose product is annotated as peflin. Gene Ontology annotation, biological process: COPII vesicle coat assembly. The transcript has 3 exons. Gene Ontology annotation, molecular function: calcium ion binding. Bases 190 to 813 code for a protein of 207 amino acids. NCBI's taxonomy places the organism in Eukaryota, Metazoa, Arthropoda, Insecta, Diptera, Culicidae. The record is from RefSeq and is a predicted model, not a curated record.